AUGACGUCUACUAUACCGACAUUGGUCGCAAGGGCGACGGCCGAAUCGACAGGGACGAUCACGACGAUGCCCAUGUCAAGUAUCUUCACUGCUCCCGCCUCAUGCUCGAAAUCGUGGACAUUCGAGCCACAGGUUGCAAACAAUGUCCCAAAUGGUCUCUUAAUACAAAAUGCCGUCGUGAACGACAAUGCCGAUCCUGCGUGUUUCCCUUCCGGGUACAGUCAAUAUGGAAGAGUUCGAGCAACUAUCGCCUAUAGCCCAGGCUAUUGUCCAGGUGGAUACACCUCGGCCGAUUUAGUGAUUCACAAUCCGGCGACCACUGCCAUAUGCUGUCCCUCUAACUUCUCCUACUACGAGGAACCAAGGGACUCCACAACGACAUUCGCCGGAUGUCUAAGCAAUUUCCCUAGUUCAUCAUCUACAAUUGUCACCGUCCGCCAGGUCGACCAGGAGAGCACACAGGUCUCCGGCCCCGUCACGAUGUGGGCGCAAGCAAUCCAAAUCCAGCUGCAAGCUUCAGACAAAAGCCUAUUUGUCUCCGCAACUACGACUGAAUCGUCCGACACGAAAAUGUCAUCAGGCCAGACCAGCACAACCUCUUCAACACAGACCGGCCCAACCAUCCCAGCAGUACCAACAGUUCCUUCUGUCCCAGCUCUCUCGAACGAAGGCGCGACAGAGACAAGCGGUCUGUCAACAGGGGCAAGAAUUGGCGUUGGCGUCGGUGUCGGCGCAGCAGGACUCAUUAUAAUCGCCGCUCUAGCAUUUUGGUUAUUCCGCCGGCGCCAGAACAAAGGACAGAAGAAUCUGCCUGACACAUCAUCUUCAUUCGGAGGGAGUCACCCAGAAGCCAGCGAGCUUGGUGGGAGCACUCAAUUCGUUGCAAACCCGUCAUACCAACACCCAGAGCAUGGAGCACCAAGCGAGCUUGGUGGGAGCUCGCAGGCGGGAGCGUCUAGCAUUGUGGCGAACACGCGGACGACUGGUCCUUCUGAACUACAUGCGGGAGUUCCAGGCCCGAAGUUCGUACAUGAACUUGGUGCUUAG
Molecule: messenger RNA, 1047 nt
Organism: Penicillium samsonianum
Lineage: Eukaryota; Fungi; Ascomycota; Eurotiomycetes; Eurotiales; Aspergillaceae
Exons: 2
Coding region: 1-1047 (348 amino acids)
Source: RefSeq, a predicted model, not a curated record